UCGAGGAAAGGGAAGCAACAUCUCCGCAGAGCUGACCAGGCGCAUAGCCAUCGUCGUCAACUCACCAUCCAUCCGUCUCAACGACCACAAACGCCGACAGGGAAACAAUCAUCCACGACAAUAGAAAAAGUUCAAUUUUCCACCCAGAGAUUCCCCUUUAGGUCUGACGCCCCAACAAAAUACAUCUGUCUAAUCAGUUCCCCCACAAUGACUACCUCCCCUCCCCUGGAAACCCCAAUCAUCAUCGGCAUCUGCGACAUCAAAAACAAGCACUCGGCAACCGAUCUCGCAGCUGCAAAAGAACCUCUAACCCUGAUCCACGACGCCGUUCUGGGCGCCAUCAACGAUGCCUCCCUCGGCGCCUCGGAAGGUGCACAUGCAGCACUGAAAAGUGGGAUUGAUAGCGUCGAUGUCGUGAGGACGUGGACGUGGCCUUAUGAGGAUUUGCCCGGGGCGUUGGCGGAGAAGUUGAAAGAUUCCGAAGGAGAUGAGGGGGAUAGGGUGAAGUGGAAGGCGUAUUCGGAGCAUGGAGGGGAUAAGCCGGGGGUGUUGCUUGAUAUGGCUGCGAGGAGGCUGGCGAGGGGGGAGUGUAAGAUUGCGGUUGUUUGUGGGGGGGAGGCGUUGGCGAGUUUAUCGGCGUAUGCGAAGGCAGAACAGCUUCCCCCGCCUGGAUGGACGACGCCUGCGGAGGCUGUUGAGGCUGUUUUCUCGCCUACUACGAGGACACUGGGGGUGAAAAAUUUGGGUGCUAUCCACAAGGUUGGCGCACCGAUUCACGUCUACCCAAUGUACGAGAACGCCUUCCGGGCGCAGAGAGGUCAAUCCCCGAAAGAGAACCACGAGGAAAGCGCGGAGCUUUACGCGGAGUUUUCCAAAAUCGCUUCCAAGAAUGAGUAUGCCUGGAAUUAUGGAAAGUAUGAUGAUGCGGAGACUAUUGGAACAAUAUCCAAGAGUAACAGAUUGAUAUGUUCACCGUACCCCCUCCUGAUGAACGCAUUCAACGCCGUCAACCUAGCCUCAGCCCUCCUUUUAACCACCGCCUCCCAUGCCAGAUCCCUCUCCAUCCCCUGCUCAAAAUGGAUCUACCCUCUUGGAGGCGCAGGAACCUCCGACGCACCAAACUUCUGGACUCGCCCCUCCUUCCACACUUCCCCAGCUCUAUCCCGUUCACUCACCUCCGCCCUCGACAUCUCACAUACCCCUAUCCAAGAUAUCGACCUUCUAGACAUCUACUCCUGCUUCCCCAUCGUGCCCAAACUAGCAGCGCACCAUCUCGGGCUUCCAAUCAUCCGCGGCGAGAAAUCGCUUACGCUGUUGGGUGGGCUUACGAGUUUCGGCGGCGCGGGGAAUAAUUAUAGUAUGCAUGCUCUCACCGGUAUGACGCGUGCAUUGCGCGAGGGGAAGGGAAAGAAAGGAUUGGUCUUGUGUAACGGUGGUAUGAUGACUUAUCAGUUUGCUAUCGUGUUGGGGACUGAUGGUAGAGUUGGGGGCGGGUAUACGGAUCAUAACCCGCUGGAGGAAUUGGGGUAUGAUGAAGUUGAUGUUGCGGAAGGGAUAGACGCCGAGGGGGAUGUUAUCAUUGAGACUUAUACGGUUGAGUUUCACCGCAACGCUAGCCCGCUGCGUGGCCAUAUUGUUGCGCGCUUGAAGAAGAACGGGAAACGCGUCCUUGCUAAUCACGCUGACGAACACACUCUGCGGGCUUUGGCUAGUAGCGGUUCAGAGGUCGUGGGGAGAGAGGGACGGGUUGUACACGAUGCGAAAACGGGGAGGGGGUUGUUCAGUUUCAAGGAGGUGGCAGCUCUGUGA
Molecule: messenger RNA, 1809 nt
Organism: Periconia digitata
Lineage: Eukaryota; Fungi; Ascomycota; Dothideomycetes; Pleosporales; Periconiaceae
Source: the annotation of a GenBank genome assembly